Hemisphaericaspora subhashii is the source of this 1008-nucleotide messenger RNA. It is a transcript of the gene DRE2, whose product is annotated as electron carrier. Lineage: Eukaryota; Fungi; Ascomycota; Pichiomycetes; Serinales; Debaryomycetaceae. The transcript has a single exon. Gene Ontology annotation, molecular function: iron-sulfur cluster binding. Gene Ontology annotation, biological process: iron-sulfur cluster assembly. The coding region runs from base 1 to 1008 and encodes 335 amino acids. The record is from RefSeq and is a predicted model, not a curated record. Gene Ontology annotation, cellular component: cytoplasm.
AUGUCUAGAAUUCUUUUAUUAUUACAUCCAACAGUAGUCACUGAUCAGCAUCUCGUUGAGAGUAUUAAACAAGAUAUCAAACUCAAACACGAGAACUUCACAUUAGAACAGCAAAUAAUUGAUCGUGUUACCAGGGGUGAAGUUGAAUUAUUCCGUGAUUCAUAUAAUGAAAUCAGAUAUAUAAAUCCAAAUUCUCCAGAAUAUCUCGAAAUGCCAUUACUGUUGAUUCAAUUAUUUUAUAAUGUUUUGCAAAGUGAUGGGAAAUUAUAUGGAGAUUUACCUAAAGAUCAAGAUUUAGACGUGUUAUUAACCGGGUUUGUAAUUGAAGACGGGGUUUGGAUAAAACCAAGACCAGUUGAAACCGUUUUAUUAAAGAAGAAAUCUACUGGUGAAGCCAAGAAGAAACUUCCACUGUUCAAGAAAUUAAAUGCCGCGGUAACUAGUUCGCCACCUGAAUUAACUGAUGGAUUAUCAUCCCCACCUACUGAAGAAGAUGAAGAAGUGUCUAUAAAGAGGAAAUUGGAUCAAACUAAAUUAUCGUACUUUAGCGAUGAUGAUUCUGAUUCUGAUAAUGACGUUGAUUCAUUCAUAGAUGAAAAUGAAUUAAUCACCCAAACUAAAAUGGAUGGAUUAAUAAUACCCAAAAAAUGUGAAUUACCAAAUGGAAAACGAAGAAAGAAGGCAUGUAAAGAUUGUACUUGUGGUUUAAAAGAAUUGGAAGAAGAAGAAGCAGAUACUCAAAGAACAUUACAAGAUUCAAUAUUGGGUAAAAUGGCACAACUGGCAACUAUGGAAGCUAUUAAAAUUGAAGAACGAUUAAAAGCAAAAGUACAAUUUAGAGAAGAGGAUUUAUCAGAAAUUGAUUUUACUGUACAAGGUAAGACUGGUGGUUGUGGAUCUUGUUCUUUGGGUGAUGCGUUUAGAUGUGAUGGAUGUCCAUAUUUGGGAUUACCUCCUUUUAAACCUGGGGAAGUUGUUACAUUAGAUGGAUUUGGUGAAGAUAUUUAA